AUGGGUGCCAACCUUCCGCCGGUGGACAUGGGCGCGGGCCGCACCGUUGUAAAGAUGUGCCCGGGUGCAUCGCACAGCUGCGCCAUCUUGGAUGAUGAGUCCAUGAAAUGCUGGGGCUUAGGCACGAAGGACAAGCUCGGCUUCGACCCAUCCGGCUAUGGCAACAGCAACGCUUAUGCUGGCGACAGCAGCAAUGAGAUGGGAGACUUCCUGCCCCCCGUGAGCUUCGCAGGCCUUUUGGGUGAUCAUCGCGUGCUCAGCUGUGCCCCAGGGGAUUCCUUCAACUGUGCGAUCUUGGACCACCCCAGCGAGACCUCGCAGCUCGCCUGUUUCGGGUCCAACAGCCAUGGGCAGCUGGGGCGGGCGUCGAGCAUCUCCCAGUCCGCAGUCCCCGUGGCAGUCGACCUGGGGACAGGCCGCCGUGCCGUGCAGGCCAGUGCCGGCACGUUCCAUGCUUGUGCUCUGCUUGACAACGGCGCGGUGAAGUGCUGGGGCGGCAACAACUUGGGGCAGCUCGGCGCGGGAACCGAUAGUACCACAACGCCAAACAUCGGCAAGACCGCGGGCGACAUGGGGGACAACCUCCCGCCAGUCGAUCUGGGCGCGAACCUGCGGCCGGGCACAUUAGCCACCGCCGUCGUUGCUGGCUUUCACCACACCUGUGCCAUCCUCGAGGGAGGCGGCGUCAAGUGCUGGGGCUGGAACCAGCCUCUCAAAUGCAGGACGUCCGUGUUCUCCGCGCCAGCUCAGCUCAAAUGCGGGGACACGAUUCAUGAGACGUCCUUUGCUGAAACAGAGCCAUAUUGCAGUAUCUACGGCAGGUAUCAGCAAACUGGCCAGCCCGGCACCGCGCCGCUUGACAAAGUCGGCGACGCCGGCGGGGAGAUGGGCAGCUCGGCCGCAGCAGCCCGCUUUGGUCCAAAGGCGUCUCCGGUGCCCAAGGCGACGCUCUGCCGUAUGUCAGCCUGCCUGUUGGAACCGCGCCUUGAUGAUGGCACUUUGCACUGCUGGGGUGGCAGCCCUGCCUUCCAAUCGAGCCGCUGGGUUGCCAAUACCAUGCGUCAAUUUCCCGUCAUGUCACGAGGUAUCUACACAAAUGCAAAUCUUCUCAGGUACAAUUCGCAGUAA
Symbiodinium natans is the source of this 1128-nucleotide messenger RNA. The record is from the annotation of a GenBank genome assembly. NCBI's taxonomy places the organism in Eukaryota, Dinophyceae, Suessiales, Symbiodiniaceae.